Molecule: messenger RNA, 3420 nt
Organism: Linum trigynum
Lineage: Eukaryota; Viridiplantae; Streptophyta; Magnoliopsida; Malpighiales; Linaceae
Source: the annotation of a GenBank genome assembly
AUGUCAGUUUCAUUGUUUUACACCAAUGCUAAAGAGUUUCUGCUCUGUGUGGUGGGCUUCUCCUUGAUUUUGGAACUAAGCUGGGUUUUGGUCUAUGAUGCAUCCUACUUUCCAUUCCUGUUUUCAGGCUGGGUCGAUAAUAGUAGAAUGAGCCGCCCAACUACACGCAGCAAAAAUAAAAGGCAUAGGCCUAGUGAUGAUGUUAAUGUCACUUCUCAGAUAUUGAGGAAAAUUCAUGCUACUGGGGAAGUGGCCGCUGAGGAUGUAAAUCAGCUCUAUAUGAUCUCGAAGCCUGUUUGCCAAGGCUGCAGGGUGAACACCAAGGAUAAUCCCAACUGUUUUUGUGGGUUGAUUCCAACUCAAAAUGGAAGUCGGAAGUCUGGGUUGUGGCAGAAGACGACAGAUAUUGUUCAAGCACUAGGACCAGAUCCAUCGACUGAUCUCCGUAUUGAUGACUCUCCUGCUGGACUCACAAACUUGGGUGCAACAUGCUACGCCAACAGCAUACUUCAGUGUCUUUAUAUGAAUACUGCUUUUAGAGAAGGCCUUUUCUCGGUGGAACCAGAGGUCUUGAAACAGCAACCUGUACUGGAUCAGCUUGCUCGGCUUUUUGCACUUUUGCAUGCCAGUAAAAUGGCUUUCAUUGAUUCUGCUCCAUUUGUAAAGACACUGGAGUUGGAUAAUGGAGUGCAGCAAGAUAGCCACGAGUUCCUUACCUUACUUCUUUCCUUGCUUGAGCGUUGUCUGAGCCAUUCUAGUGUCUACAAGGCAAAAUCAGUGGUACAGGAUCUUUUCCGUGGAAGCGUGUCUCAUGUAACAAAGUGCUCAAAAUGUGGUCAAGAUUCUGAAGCUUCUUCCAAAAUGGAAGAUUUCUAUGAGCUCGAGUUGAAUGUGAAAGGCAUGAAAAGCUUGGAUGAGAGUUUGGAUGAUUACCUCAGUGUGGAGCAGCUUGAUGGUGACAACCAAUAUUACUGUGAUUCAUGUAAAACAAGAGUGGAUGCUACACGUAGCAUCAAGCUGAGAACACUACCUGUUGUCUUGAACUUUCAGCUUAAGCGCUGUAUCUUCCUUCCAAAGACUACUACAAAGAAGAAAAUCACAUCUGCAUUUUGUUUUCCUGAAGAACUUGAUAUGGGACGGAGGCUUUCUGAAGCUUCUCAACAGGAUUGGAUUUAUGACUUAUCGGCUGUGUUGAUCCACAAAGGGGCUGCUGUGAACAGUGGUCAUUACAUUGCUCAUAUUAAGGAUGCAAAUACUGGGCAGUGGUGGGAGUUCGAUGAUGAACAUGUCUCUAAUUUGGGUCAUCACCCCUUUGGAGAAAGCUCUUCAAGUUCCUCUGCUAAAAUCCCCCGGACUGAUGUACUGCCUCAUAAAGCUAGUGAAGGAGGAUCUGAUCCGAUUCAAAAUGGAAAUCACUCUGACGUUCAUUUGCCCCGAGCUUCAGAAUCUAAUUUUACAAGUGGUGUUGAGACAUUUUCAUCAAGUGAUGCAUAUAUGCUGAUGUAUAAUCUUAGGUCCGCUCGUAGUCAUGGUGAUAAAACACGUGCAGUCAGAGUUGCCAGUAGUAUGGAGUUAGAUGGUCAAGGGAACUCUUCACACGAUGAGUUCUUUUUGCCAUCUCAUCUUUGUGAAGGUAUCAAGGAGCAAAAUGCAUCAUAUCUGGAUGCUUGCCGGAGGUAUAAAGAAAGAAAGGAAACUGAGAUGCUUCAUGUUACUGAACGGCGACAGGAAGUGAGAUCAAUUCUUUCGGAAGCUCCUGUUCAGACAUCUGGACCUUUUUGUUGGAUUUCUACUGACUGGCUUCGCCGGUGGGCUGAUGACUUCACUGCACCUGUCUUGGAUAACACAUCCAUCCAAUGCUCACAUGGAAAGGUCCCUGUUUCAAAGGCCGGCUCAAUGAAACGGCUGUCAGCUGAAGCUUGGACCAAGUUGUUAUCCAAGUAUGGUGGUGGCCCAACACUUACAAAUGAGGACUACUGCACUGCAUGCCUUUUUGAUGGCGCGAAAACUUUGGUUUCUGCGGAUAGCUAUCGUGAUAGGAGAACAUUAAUGAGGGAGUUAGCAACCAAUGUACUUGCUGGGAAGACUGUGGAUGACGGAGAGUAUUAUGUAUCAAAGACAUGGCUCCAGCAGUGGAUAAGAAGGAAGAAUCUCGAUGCUCCAAGUGAAGCUGAUGCAGGACCAACUGUUUCAAUUAGGUGUCCUCAUGACCACCUACUACCUGAGCAGUCUCCUGGUGCCAAACGAUUGCUGGUACCUCGGAAUUUAUGGGACUUCUUUUGUGAAGAUGCCUUGCAUGUGAAACCUGAUGAUCCCGUCGGUUGUAUUCCUUUCCUAUCCGAUUCUGAUCAAUGUCCUCAUUGUAGCAACGAGCUUUCUGAAGUUGCAUGUCUGGAGGACUCACUUAGAGCUGUGAAACAUAAACAGAAGCAAAAUCAUGAGAAGUUGGUAACUGCAAAAAAUAUUCCCCUUUCUUUAGGCAGCAGAUAUUAUUUGGUGCCUUCUUCGUGGUUAAUGACUUGGAAAAAUUACGUAACUGCAAGUGGAAAGAGUAGUUCUUUAUCCAUGGAGCCUGAAACUCUUGAUGUUGUGAUUGACUCACUGAAGUGUGAAAAGCAUUCUCGACUUUUGGAGAGGCCUCCAGCUCUGGUAUAUAAACGUGGCAUACUGUUUCAGAGGUGCUCAAAUACAGAUCGGUUGACAAUAAUUCCUGAGAAUGAUUGGUUCUCCUUUUGUGAAGAGUGGGGGUGUGACAUGGACAAGGGCAUAUCUGCAGUAUUUGAGGGCAAUAAUUCUGAAGAAUGCAAUGUGCCUGGAAGCAGCGAUAAUAUACCGAUAACUGAUGAGCAUUUGAAUGCACAAGAUGAAGCUGAUAAUGGUACCGAGACUAAACCGCCAGUCAUCAAGACUUUUCCCGAAAUUUGCGAGGUCUGCAUAGGUGAAAAAGAAAGUUGCGAGUUGAUGAAGAAACUGAACUAUUGUGACGGGGAGAUAUAUGUGUCUCUUGUACGUGGGAAGGAAGCUCCAAAGUCAAUUCUGGAGGCAUCUGAUAGCCCUUUUGAGCCAGAUCGAAGGGCAUCAAAGCGCACUAGAAAGGGAAGCAAUGGGAACACUGUGAAUUUCAAAGUUUCCGGUACCACGUCAGUGUACCAGUUGAAAAUGAUGAUAUGGGAGUCACUUGGGGUAGUCAAGGAGAAUCAAAUUCUUCAUAAAGGCUCCAAGAUUAUUGAUCAAGAGACCGCUACUUUAGCUGACCUAAACAUAUUUCCUGGAGAUCGGCUUUGGGUGCAAGAUUCGGAAAUUCACGAGCAUAGAGACAUUGCUGAUGAGCUUGUCGAUGGGAAAAUGGAAAUGGACCAUGGCGAGGGAGGUUUCCGGGGCACACUUUUGACAUCAAGUAUUCCAUCGCAAGUAGUGUAG